Molecule: messenger RNA, 4333 nt
Organism: Pundamilia nyererei
Lineage: Eukaryota; Metazoa; Chordata; Actinopteri; Cichliformes; Cichlidae
Exons: 5
Coding region: 478-1320 (280 amino acids)
Biological process (GO): inflammatory response
Cellular component (GO): extracellular region
Molecular function (GO): nucleic acid binding; zinc ion binding; cytokine activity
Source: RefSeq, a predicted model, not a curated record
CACAUCUUUUAAACAACUUCGGGGGGGGGGGAGACCCAUAAUAUCCAAUAUUUUCCAAACAUUAAUUGCAAAAUAGAUUAUUUGGCAUGAGGUUAUUACAGCCUUGAAUAGGUCAAUAGGUCAAUAAAAAGGGAACAACAAAAAGAAACACAUUAAAGUCAAAGAUCUGUUGUCACUGCAUUUUGCCAAAAGUCAACAUGAAACUAUCAACAUGUGAACAAUAAAUAAAGUCACUGCUAAUAAAAAGCUACAGAAAGUCAGAUUUAGCUGUAUUCAGUCUUGUGUAAAGCCGCAGUGUUCAGCUCCACAGAAUUAACAAAAAAAACUGUGUAAACACAUGUAAACACUGAGAUGUACUGUUGAGGAUCAGAACAGCAGCAGUUGCAGAAAACCUGACAAUAUUCACGUUUCAGGCGAUAAAACCUUUUUCUGUAAAACAUAAACAUCUGUCUCUACCUUUAAAAAAACAAACCAACAAUGAAACGUGUGAAAUGUUUAAAAGAGCUCACGGCGGAGUUUAUUAGAGGUACGAGGCUGUCUGCUCGCGGUCACAAACACAGCGCACAGCCAGCAGAGGGGCGGGGCCGCACGUGGACUGUUUGUCGUGAGGAAAUGUUGAGGAGAUCCCCAUGGCAACCGGGCAGCCGUAGGAGCUCCGCUACCGUAUUUAAAGCAGCUUCAAUGGAGCGGCGCCAGUCUCAGCCGUCCGAAGUCAAGAUGGCCAAUCACGCCAAGCUCUCUCUGACUGUUUCUGCCACUUUGCAUUUCUCUCUGCUGAUCCUCUACGAGCUCCGCGCCGAGAUGGUGGACGCCUGCGAGCACCAGAACCUGACCACCAGCGAACAGGCUGCCCAGCAAAUGCACGAGCUCCGCCCGGCCGCCUCCAGGUGUCUCAGCGCCGAGAAGGUGGAGGCCCGCGAGCGAAAGUUUGACGUCAACCUGAAGAAGCUCGACCUUCAGCGCGACGCCCGCGAGCACCAGGAGCUCACCACCUGCGAACAGGCUGCCCAGCAAAUGCACGAACUCAACGGCCGCGCGCUGUCUCCGUGGCGUUACUACAUAGACCGAAACGACAGCAGGUAUCCACGUGACAUCAUCUUUGCCGAGUGCCUUUGUAAGGGAUGCAUCAUCGACGGGCACGAGGUGAACGACUACAACUCUGUGGAGGUUCGGGCUCCGAUGGUGGUCCUGAUGAAGACCAAGUGUAAGGACGCAGACACAUAUCGAGUCCAGAAGACGCGUAUCGAAGUCCCGGUGGGCUGCACUUGUAAGAGGAAACGACAGCAGUCGUGUGGAUCUACCAGCCUCACGCUGAGAUGAGAUCAGCCUUUGUCUUCUCUGAACGUCCUCGCUCACUUUACUCAUCAGGACCUCAGAAAGGAUAAAUGUACAGCUCCUCGUUGUUAGCCACAUGACGUUGGACCCUGCACUGUUAUUUCGCCCUUUUCCAAAGAUAAACACCUGGAGUGUUAAUCAGCCUUCACUGCACACCGAGAGCGAGCAUCAUGGGGUCCAACAGCUCAAAGCGUCUGAGGCAGAAAACAUUUGAAGGUCCCAAAAGACCAGAGCAGCGAAAGGAAUUUCCUUCUGCUGUGACACUGGUACAACCUCACCCGAGUGAGGAGAAGUUAUUCAAGGAGCUGCAACAAGUGGGGCUAAACUAUGACUGGCUCCUUCAGGGGCACCAAAGUCCCGAAGCUGAAAAAGUACUACAACCGCCGCCAAAUAUUCCACAAGUUAAAACGCAAGAGGAAAAAGGCACGCAAACGGACGAGGGAAGUCUCCUGAAAGAGUCGCCUGAGGAAAAAGGCACGCAAACGGACGAGGGAAGUCUCCUGAAAGAGUCGCCUGAGGAAAAAGGCACGCAAACGGACGAGGGAAGUCUUCCGAAAGAGUCGCCUGUCGCGACCUGGUCUACGGCAGAAAAGCAGAGCAGCGGCAGAGAAUUUGUGGAUGGCAUAAAGGCCGUAUGGACCCCAGGCGAGCUCUACGGUCUGUUAAGAGAUGCUCCUGACCCCAUCAAAACACCGAGCGACUUCCACAGGUGGCUGCGUUUCACCUGCAUGGUGUAUCAGCCGUCUCCUGCUGAGCUCAAAAAGUUGCUGAAGUUAGUUUAUAACUACAAGUGGGAAAAUGUGAAGGAACAUUUUGACUUGCCAGGAGUGGAUGGCGAGGCCAGGUGGCGACGUACUCGUGAUAUGACGGCCUGGCUCGACACACAGUGCGCCACCUCGAUUAAAAAUGCAGCCUGGAAUGACCCUGAAUUUGUGCCCCCCUGGUUGAUUCUUCAGAAACCCGGAGAGUCGGUGACAGAUUUCACUGAACGUUUCCACCGACUGUGGAAUUCCACUAUGAGUGAAGCAAAUGCUUUUCUGUUUAAUCUUCACCUUGUAGAUAAGUUGCAGCCUCAUGUGGCGAAGCUUUUGAAGGAUCAUGUUGAGUGGGAAACUUUUACUUUUUCCAAGAUCAAAUUUAUUUUAGAAAACAUGGAGUUAAAGGGCACGUUUACCUCAAAACAUCAGCCAUCUGUAACUCAUGGAGAGUGGAGAUCAGAUGUGCUGGCACUGCCCGAGCCACCUCGAAGCAGCCAGACUCGCAGGAAUAAGAGAAAAGAUCGCUGCUUUUACUGCAGCAAGUUUGGACACUGGGCCAGAGAGUGCAGAGCCCGACGUCAGUACUCACUCGAGUACAGUUCACAAUGGAUUGUUUUUGAGUGAGUAACUGAGCUUUGUGCUGUUGGAGACUUGUGGAGCAUUUUUAAUGACAUCAUGUGACCAAUAAUAUGGCUGCUGUGAGGUCACUGUACUAACAGAGCGUCCAAGGAGGCGGAGCUCCAGUUUGAAACUUUAGUAAACGCAUGCAAUUUGGCAAUCAAACAAGGAGUGCUGGAUGAUACCUCAGCACACUCCUGAUACAAACAAACGACGACUGUGAAAAGAAUAAUGAUGAAGCUUGAAGCUUGUUACGGUUUCAGAUAUCGAGGAGGGAUACAAAACAACGCUGGUCACCAAACACGGCACACACGCUCCCUUCUCCGCCAACAACAUGUCAAGGGCCAUCUUGUUUUGCACUGCCAUCAACGAGGUCGGACCCAAUUGUUCCGCGAGCCCCUCCAUGGCGUCCCUGGUCAGGUUAGAGAGCCUCAGCACAUUAAAAUGGACAUAGUUUAUGCGGUCAACAUUUUUAUUCGGUGUUAUCCAUGUGAACAUACUUUCAAAUCCUGAAGCUAUUUGGUCUGCUAAUUUAUAUUCAUUGGGAACUCCUAUGGAAUCAAUCCAGGUGGGUGAAUUCAUCGUAGGGUCGUAGGCAUGUGCUCCCUCGGUCCCUCUCUUUGCCAAAAUGUGUCUCUUGCGCCUGGCUGCCAAUGUGCGUGUGUUUCUUUCUGGUAUAACCUUUGCUCUGCCCCCAAUUAGCACAAGUGGAGCUCCUAAUCUCACCAUUGCGCACGUUCCUACACUUCCCAUAGGAACACGAACCAAAAGAGUGUUAUGCCCACAGUAAUAAUACAGCCCACUUCGUGCCCACGGUCCCAUCGAUGUGUUUGUGUCACUGACAUUAUUGCUCCUCCGCUGUCACACAAUCAGCAUCGAUCUCCUCCUAACAAUACACAAGCAGUUGUUUUAUAGCAUCGGGGUAUUAUUACGCACCCUGUUGCGUUAAGCAGAUACCUCACAUGCAUAAGUUUCAAAACCACAAAUGUUCUGUUAACGACUUCUGACACAUUUGAAAAGAACAUUUUCUCCGUCUCCAGAAAGCAGUUACAAGCUUGCAAACUCUUACCUAGAAAUGAGUCUACCUACUAUGUGUGUGUGUGUCUCGACCUCAAAUGCCCUCUGUCUCACCUCGCCAACUAAACUCAUGACCUCUUACCAGACAGAAGCCACUCUCAUAUGUGUAACAACCUAACUGAAACUAUAUACGGAAUAUAUUGAAUAAAUGCUUUAAUCAAAUGCCACUACUCAAAGCUUAAUAAAAAGGAUAUAAACGAAUAAAAGAUAAUAAUGAAUAACAUGGCAUGUAUGUUUUGUAAGCGUGUCCUUCCGUAGCUCUAAGUCACUUACACAAUAGAUGGUCUGGACCUAGCGCCGGACGAAGCUUCUGACCUUCAAUUAACUGACUGAGCUUCAACUCUUUAAGAAGCACAAACUGCAGGGUGUGUAUAAAAAUAGUUAUAACUGCACCUGGAAUAAAGGUUAAUAUGGCGCCUGUAUGUUUAAACAUCUUAAUGCCGUCUUAAAGCCAUCUGUUAUACUGUUAAUGCAAUGUUAAUGCUGUAGAUUAUAUUGUAACAGUAAAAUAAUUUGUUCAAUUCCACAAGCUGAAAACAAAGGGU